AUUAAUUUGACAUUGACAGCUUUGAAGGCCGGCUUUUGAGCAAUUGAGCAUGUGCUUGUUUAUUUAAUUUCGCAGUAAAAGGAAGUAGUUUUUUGAGAUAAAAAAUUAUCUAAUAGAUAUUUUUCCAAAUUAUUUCUAAUCUUUACUUUCUGUCUUUCUUAUUAACCGCUUUACACAGGAACGAUAUCAUGGAAGACGACAGUGUUGUUACCGCAAAACAUAGUGUACUGGAAAUUUUCUCUGAUUUAGAUGCUAGCCAACUGGAUUCAAUUGAGCAAUGGAUAUGUAGCCAUUCCUACAAGAAAGACUUAGAACAUUUCAAAGCCUUACAAAAUUCUGAGAAAAUGCUUAUCAAGAUUGGGAAUUCAAUAAAGAAAAUUGUGCCUUUUGAAGCUGAAAUGCCAUCUGAAGUUAUAACACCACCAAUGGUUGGAGAUCAAUCAGAUUGUAACAAAGUAAACACUCUUCAUGUGGAUGAGUUUUUGUAUGACGAGAUGGAAGUUAAUGACUUAGUGAAGAAAGGAAAAUUGAAAAGACGUUACUGUAGAGACUGCACAUCUCGUAAUGUUCAAGACCUGAUAUACAUCUCACACUCAAUGUCCCGACAAGCACUUAAAUAUAUUUUUAAGGUUCAACUCCCCAAAGAAUUAGAAGAUAAGCAAAUUUUGGAUGUGGGCUCUAGAUUAGGAGCAGUACUCUAUGGUGCAUAUUACUUUUCAAAUGCUGGCACCAUCAUAGGAAUAGAAAUGAAUGAAGAAUGCUGUGAUGUCCAAAAAAGGAUUAUAGAACAGCACUCCUUAGACAGCAAUAGGAUAAAAGUAGUCCAUUCUGAUGUAAUGGAAAGAAGUGAUCUUGUUGCAAACUCUGACAUUAUAAUCAUCAACAUUCUAGAGUUCUUUGUGGACCAUGAAAAGCACAAAGAAAUGUGGUACUUUUUCAAAAAACAUAUAAAGAAAGGUACCUAUUUAAUUUGCAAUAGAAGUAUGAAUGAUACCCUUGCAAAUCUAGAUAUAUUUGAAGAAUUUUUGAAUUGGUUAAGUAUAUGUAAACCAAAUCAAAUGGAGAAUGAAAUAUUUUUUGAUGUGGAGGAUUAUAGUGAAUUAUAUUUGUAUACUGUGAAUUAAAAUGAA
Messenger RNA from Trichoplusia ni (cabbage looper), 1130 nucleotides. RefSeq lists its product as uncharacterized. Lineage: Eukaryota; Metazoa; Arthropoda; Insecta; Lepidoptera; Noctuidae. Bases 189 to 1124 code for a protein of 311 amino acids. The transcript has 4 exons. The record is from RefSeq and is a predicted model, not a curated record. Gene Ontology annotation, molecular function: methyltransferase activity.